Molecule: messenger RNA, 1195 nt
Organism: Symbiodinium necroappetens
Lineage: Eukaryota; Dinophyceae; Suessiales; Symbiodiniaceae
Source: the annotation of a GenBank genome assembly
GAAGCGGCUGCGAGAGGAGGUCGACUCCUUGAGCAGCUCUUCCCCGCAGGACACAGCCCGCCUCGCGAGGCUCAGGCAAGAGUUGACCUACGUCGAGGGCUUCUUGGCCCAGGCCGACGGCCACGUCGGCUCGCCUUCGCACCAGCAGCAGGCGACCGGCCCACUUACGGCAGCCGAGGGCCAGGACACCAACAACCUCUACGUCGGCUCUCUCUCGCCAGAGUGGACUGAAGAACUGCUGUCACGCGAGUUCGGGCGCUUUGGAGAAAUAACAUCGAUCAAGAUCAUGUACCCCAGGAACGAGCAGCAACGCCAGCGAGGCAUGAACAGUGGUUUCGUCCAAUUCAAGACACGGCAACAAGCGGAGUAUGCCAGACUGAAGCUCAACGGCAAGGAUUACUUUGGGAUGUGUUUGCGCAUCGAUUGGGGCCGUGCGAUCCAGCCCGUGAGGAACAUUGGUGCCAUCAUGGGGAGUACGCCCAGCGUCAUCACGAAGCCUGCGUUGCUGCCGCACAUCGAGACUCCGCAGCCUUUGCCUAUGAUCACAUCCGGCGACAGCUCUCCUCAAGCUUCUAGCGGAGCCGGCGAGCGCAAGUCCCGGUGGAACUUGGCGAAGACUCUGGUCGUCAAGGUUCCUGAGGACCAGGUGCUGAAGAAGCUCAUAGACAAGACCGCAGAGUUCGUGGCAGAUGAGGGCUGGGACUUUGAGAAGCUGCUCCUCGACAAGGAGAAGGACAACCCCAGGUUUUCCUUCAUGUCCACAGACAAGCAAAAUUUGGAGGAUCCGCUCCAUGUCUACUAUCGUUGGCGGACUUUCUCCUUCUCACAGGGAGACAAUGAGAUCUACUGGCGAGCAGAGCCUUUCCAGAUCUACGAGAAUGGCCCUCUCUGGCAGCCACCACCAUGCGAAAAGCGCGUGGAGGCGGUUCCCGACGUGCAGAGAAUAGAGCUGGCUUUGCCCAGCUCGGGUCCGGCAUUCGAGCUGCUGCGGCAAAAGCUCAGCGGCACCGGCGCCAGUGUGUCCACCAGUGGCAAGGACAAUGUGAUAGGCCCGGGCCGCGGGGAAGAUUUCGCAUUUAGGCUUUAUAGCGGUUGCAGGUUGAAGAGGCUGUGGGUCCGGGAGCUCUGGUUGACCGUGUGGCUGUCUGAUAUUCCGUACGUCAGUAUACGUACCAACGGACAAUAUGUAGUGUAA